This is a messenger RNA of Tribolium madens (black flour beetle), 977 nucleotides long. Its product is annotated as phospholipase A1-like. Gene Ontology annotation, molecular function: lipase activity. The record is from RefSeq and is a predicted model, not a curated record. The transcript has 2 exons. NCBI's taxonomy places the organism in Eukaryota, Metazoa, Arthropoda, Insecta, Coleoptera, Tenebrionidae. Gene Ontology annotation, biological process: lipid metabolic process. The coding region runs from base 7 to 909 and encodes 300 amino acids.
UACAUCAUGAAAGUGUCAUUGUGUCUGCUUGUUGCCCUGUUUGUGGGGACUUUUGGGUCUGAUUCUGACCCCGAAGUUCGCGCAACGCCAAAUGAUGUUACUUAUUAUUUUUACACCAAACACAAUGUAGAUGCAGGCCACAGUUUCCAAAGUCUUGGUUCAAGUCUUCCUCAUUUCGAAGCGAAAAAGAGAACUUUUAUUUUGAUCCACGGCUGGAUGGAUGGCUACAACGCCGAUGUCAACAAGUUUGUCAAAUCUGCUCUUUUGGAAAUCCACGAUGUGAAUAUUUUUGUCGUGGACUGGAGCCCUAUUGCCAAAAAUCUUUACUCAACAGCUCGAAAGUCUGUUACAAAUAUUGGGCAAUUUGUCGGUAAUUUCGUCAAUGAUUUGAUCGACACUUAUGGUAUUAGUAGUUCCGAAAUUGUUUUAAUUGGGCAUAGUCUUGGUGCCCACAUUGCCGGAAAUGCUGGAAGUGUGAUUAAAAGUCCAGUGGGGCAAAUUAUUGGGUUGGAUCCAGCAGGUCCUGGAUUUUCCUUAAAUGAGACGGGAGAUCGUCUUGAUUCCAGUGAUGGGCAAUACGUCCAAGUUAUUCACACCCAUGGGCGUCUUCUGGGAUUUAGUUUUUCCAGCGGACAUGUUGAUUAUUACCCUAAUGGUGGAAAUGUUCAAGCUGGAUGCGGGCUUGAUCUUGCUGGUGUUUGUUCGCAUGCUAGAUCUUUCCAAUAUCUUGCUGAAGCGAUAACAGGGGGAAAAUUUUUAGCCACGAAAUGCGAUAACUAUUCAGACUAUCAAAACGGUAAAUGUGCAAACAACCAAAAGGCAUUUAUGGGAUCUCUUGUAGUCGAUCAAAGCGUUGUUGGAGAUUAUUUCUUGGAUACAAACAAAGCAAAGCCAUUCGCCCAAGGGUAGAAGACUUGACUGGUACCUUUCAUACUGUAGUUUAUAGACCCAAAAAUAAAAAAAACUUGUUUCCAAAA